Molecule: messenger RNA, 914 nt
Organism: Exaiptasia diaphana
Lineage: Eukaryota; Metazoa; Cnidaria; Anthozoa; Actiniaria; Aiptasiidae
Exons: 1
Coding region: 108-569 (153 amino acids)
Source: RefSeq, a predicted model, not a curated record
GCAGGCCUGUGGCAUGACGAAGCAAAAGCGUCGGACUCAUUCCGGGUUUUCCCCUCAUAUUUGACUAAAUAGUCACCCUACUAGUUGAAAACAUUUGAUCUAGAAACAUGAGGAAUUUGGGUCGUGGUUUCAUCGUUUUGGCCAUUUUUAUGGCUUAUGGAGUAAAUCAAAGCAGUGGAUUCAUCGACAAAAUCAUUAAAUUUGUUGACAAGACUUUGGUGAAAUUUGAUCGUGAAGUUAUAAGACGAGGAAUCAAGGAACCAUUGGAGACACUCGGAAAAGAGAUCAUUGAAAAGCCUAUCAGAUCAAUCCUUGAAGUUAUUGGAGUCAAAAAGGUUCGUAAGACUUACAGGGAAUUUAAACAAGAAGUGGAACAUGCAAGAGUUGUAGUCACCGAGGAUUCGUAUCGUGUAGAGAAAGUAACACCAUGUCAUCACGGACACCAUGACAUCGUGAAGGCUGAACAACCUGUUGAAUUUCAUUUUGAAGAUAAAGUAGUUGUUGUACAAGACAGAUACUGCAGGAAAUGUGGACAACACUUUUUCACUGAACCAAGAGAUGAACUGUGAUGUCAUGUAGUUUAACAAUUCAUAAGGCAGUAACGGCAAUGAUUUACAGGUGUCCUUAAUGUCCUUAAUGUCCAUAAUGUAGAGAUUUUUUUGUAGUACACUGUUUUUUUUUAAUAUAAAAGAGGUGGUGUAAUAUAUUUGGUUGUUUAUAAUAAAAAGGUGUUCGUUAUAUAAUUUUGCAAUAAAAACCAAGCCGAAAGAUGAACUUUAAUAUCGCGAACAAAUCGUCAAAGAGAACAAAUCGUUCUAUAGUAUGUUGCUGAAGCCGUAUGGGUCUUUAACUUUUUAAGUACUUUAGACAAUAUUUUUCAUGUAACACACAAUAAAGUUCUAUUCCUUACUUCA